CAAAACGUAAAUUUUGUCCUAAACGGCCCCUCAUACUUUUCUCUGUUUCCUCACAAGUUAAAAUGUCUGGUUUCUUCAUUUGCAUUUCUUGUUACGUUCCAAAACUUUGCGCAUAUUGCAGGAAAUAUCUAGAAGCAGGUCUGUUGCAGUGAACCAGAACACAGUGAAAUUAAUUAUUGUGUAAAGGUAAAGAGUAAUACCCAAUCUAAAUAGACCGAUACAGUCUUGUGAAAAAAAAGCAUGUGUCCAAAUUUCUCCUCAAACCAUAAUUCAGGAAACGGCUGCCUCAACAGACCAGGAAGAAUACCAGUAUGAGGUGACAGUCACUGAGGGUCUUCAGGAAGCUUUACUUAGAAAAACAGAAAAUAUAGUAUCUACUCAGGUUUUCAUGUAAAUCACUGACACAAAUUGCUGCACCAUUCUCAGAUAAAGCUCAAGUUUUAAUUGAGAAGCAGUACAAUUGUAGAGACCAAGAUUUCUUGUCUUUAUCUGGGGUAUAAGCACGGUAGUGACGUGGAAUGUUAAGUUUCAGUUUUGCUUUUGCGUUGUCGCGAAUGUUUGGUGUAACAAACAUUUAGUCCCAAACUAAACAUUUCUCUUUGUUUAGUCUGGGACAUUUCAGCGAUCCGAAGCCACUGAAGCCUGUCGUGAAACUUGUGAUCCUGUGAUGUUAGACGGGAAGGCUUGGAACCGAGCUUGCUUCCACCUUUUGGUGUUUGCAUUAUGUGGAGUCAUGGCUCACUGCCAGUCUCAAAGCAAAGGCUUUUCAAAGCAGCAGACUCUCUUUUUGGUUGGAAAAACUGGCUCUGGAAAGAGUGCAUCAGGAAACACCAUCUUGGGCCGCUCUGUGUUUAGAGAAGACGCCUCGGCUGAGUCGGUGACAAAAACCUGUGAGAGACGAGAGCGACUGGAAGGAGACAGGAACAUCGUGGUGAUCGACUCCCCGGGAAUAUUUGACACAGAUAAAACACAAGUACAACUCAAAGAAGACAUUGAGCAGUGUGUUAAGCUGUCAGUUCCUGGACCUCAUGCUUUUCUGUUAGUGAUCAACUUAAAGUCGAGAUUCACAAAAGAGGAAAAGGACACUGUGAAGUGGAUCCAGGAUAACUUUGGCUCUGCUGCUGCUACUUACACCAUAGUCCUGUUCACUCAUACCGACUUGUUGAGAGGUAAGUCUGUUGAGGACUAUGUGGCAGAAAGCAAACAACUACAAACUCUAAUACAGCAGUGUGGAGGAAGAUACCACUCGUUAAUCAAUGGGCAGAGUUCAGACAGAAAACAGGUAACAGAACUUCUGGAUAAAAUAGAUGAAAUGGUUCAAAUAAAUGGGGGAGACCAUUACACCAACAGUAUGUACAAAGACGCCCAGAGGAAACUGGAGGAGGAAGAGGUAAGAGCAUGGUGGGAGGAAGAAGAGAGAAAAAGACAGUCAGAGAGGGAAAGGUGUAAAAAUGAAUAUGAAAGAGAGAGACAGAAGGAUAGAGAGAAGAGGGAGAGAGAUGAAAAGUUCAGUUUUUGGUGUAAACUAUUAAGUCUUACUGCCAAGGGUUUGAUGAUGACAAACUAUUUCUACCUUGUGAAAAUAGGAGGUGCUGUUGGUUUCUUCGUUGCUGACUGUGAACUCAUAGGCUCUGUAUUUUCUUAAAGCAGUAGAAAAUGUGUCUAAAUGAACCAAUAUAUAUUGAUCACUAAACACAACGGUGCAUGUUUAACAGUAAUCGAGCUGGUAACACUGGUAUCUGACGAUAUCUAAUUUACAGAAUACAGACACAUAAAAUCCACCCCUUGCAUGUGUAUUGUCAAUAUGAACAAUUCAGGCUCUGUGUUUUGGGUUUUUCCUUCUUAGUUGUUCAUUUUUAAUUAAUAUUAUUUUGUGCAUAUGAACACAAGUUUCAUCAACGUUACACAGCACUGCUCUUAGUUAUCCUGACACAACUCAUGCAGUUUAUGCUCUUCAUCUCAGUCAGAAAUGUGCCAAACUUGUCACUAAACUGGUGAACAUGUUUCAGUCUCUGCAGAACUGUUUAUUUAUAAUUUCUUAAUUUUUUAAAAAUCUGACCACCGUUGUAAUCUUUUGCUAUCGUCUCUAUGAGUAAUUGAUAAAAUUAUAACAUUUCAUGUGAGAAAUUUUACACAUGAAAGCUGAAAAUAAUAUUACAUUUGUAUCAAGUGGCUUCCUAAAAAUGGGGUAAAUUUCUGCUUAGCAACAACUUCCAAAAACAAUGUACUAUUUUCUUUCAAUGCAUUUGUUUCUUUCCAUUUUAUGGGUUUAAUCAGAAAGUUGCAUGGGAUGGUUGCUUUGUUUUGAAAGGUUUGAAAUGAUUUGUAUAAUUUCGCUGGAUUUGGUGUAAUACAAACCUCUGUUUAAAUAAACG
Xiphophorus maculatus (southern platyfish) is the source of this 2375-nucleotide messenger RNA. Its product is annotated as GTPase IMAP family member 7-like. The transcript is spliced from 3 exons. Lineage: Eukaryota; Metazoa; Chordata; Actinopteri; Cyprinodontiformes; Poeciliidae. Bases 668 to 1645 code for a protein of 325 amino acids. The record is from RefSeq and is a predicted model, not a curated record. Gene Ontology annotation, molecular function: GTP binding.